AUGUGGGGUAAUCCCGAGCUGGUCGAUUUCACGCGUGAUAGGGGCCUGGGCCCAGACUUUUCUCAUGAAGUCAUCAUCAAAAACGGGGACACGUACUUCUUGAACGCAGUUGGGCUCGCUAUCCGUUUCCGACCUUUGGAAAUUUUGAACCCCCUGAUCACCCGUUGGACCCCACCUUCGAUCUUCACCCCACUCGACCAUGUCUACAAGAUCCAUGUGCUUCUUGUGCCUAGAUUCGAGACACCCGUGGACCCUCUUCCGCAGCUUUCAAAGCAACGAUAUGACGCGCAGCACCAAAACGUGGAUCCACUGAAGCGGGAAGAAGUAGAAGUGAACAAGGCCAUGGAAAAACGCCCGGUGCCCACUUCCAGUACCGCGCCGCGCUCCAGACCCUACUGGAUCAAGGAACGGGAGUCUAGCACCGCAGCCACUGUCUCAGAUGCACCCCCGUUGGAUCUCGAGAUUAAGCUCGCAGGUCAUCCGGGUGUUGGUGGAGCAAACAGGUUGGAAGAUGAUCGCGAGGACACUGGCUACUGGAUUAUGGAGUAG
Penicillium atrosanguineum is the source of this 549-nucleotide messenger RNA. RefSeq lists its product as uncharacterized. The transcript has 4 exons. NCBI's taxonomy places the organism in Eukaryota, Fungi, Ascomycota, Eurotiomycetes, Eurotiales, Aspergillaceae. The record is from RefSeq and is a predicted model, not a curated record. The coding region runs from base 1 to 549 and encodes 182 amino acids.